Molecule: messenger RNA, 2699 nt
Organism: Strongylocentrotus purpuratus (purple sea urchin)
Lineage: Eukaryota; Metazoa; Echinodermata; Echinoidea; Camarodonta; Strongylocentrotidae
Gene: atxn10
Product: ataxin-10
Exons: 4
Coding region: 386-1816 (476 amino acids)
Biological process (GO): neuron projection development
Cellular component (GO): cytosol
Source: RefSeq, a predicted model, not a curated record
AUUAAAGUUGUGCAAUCGGACCAUCUGUCUUCAUUCAAUGCGGACGGUGUGGGUGAGUUUCUGUCAGCCAAAAAGCUAGCAGCUGACGAUGACGGCUCAGAUUGCCUGGUCUAGGCAGGCAGUGCUGGGACUCUACAGGAGAUUGUUAAGAGAAGGCACAAAUCUGCGGUACACUGAUCAGCAUUACUACAAGAGGUGCAUUCAGAAAGAAUUCCGUGCUCAUAUAGCAGAGAAGGGCCAACCUGAACAACAGAGGCAGCUGGAUCGAGGGUUCUACUUUCUUCACAAGAAGCUUGGAGGUCUUGUGUGACAGCACUAACUGCAUACUGAUUUCAAUACAGAUACCUAGCUAUCAGGGGAGAAGUGUUACCAAUAGCCUAUCAUCAUGGAUGGUAAAACAGGUGAUUCAUUAAUCAAAAGCAUGUAUUCUGAUGGCACACUUAGGGAACCAAGUGACAUCUUAAAGACUCUGAAAGAAUUUACACUAGGUGCAAGGGAGAGCUCAUUCAGGGAAACCUUGACUCUACACAACGUUCGGUUCUUGACCGAUUACUUUCAGCAGUGUGUAGAGGCUCUAACGAGUCAGCAAGUCUUCAAUGUUGAAUGUUGCACAGAAUGUCUGAGGUGUCUUCGGAAUGCCUGCGCCCAGUGUGUGGAAAACCAGGAGGCAGUGCUGAGGUCAUUAGCAAUCCCAGCUGUACGGCAGCUUCUGAGGUAUCUUGUAGAGACAGUGUCAUUGGAAGAGCAGUAUCUUGUAUUGUUGAGAUGUUGUAUUCAAUUCCUGACUAAUCUAGCCAGCGGUCAUGAGGCUGGUCAGAGGGCAGUAUGGAAGGACAUCAUCCACGACUUGAUCCAUCCUCUUUUGUGUGUUCCUGAUGGAAAGCUAAACCAGUACUCCUGCAUGCUUCUGCAAACUGUCCUGCAAUGCUCGGAUAACAUUAUAAGUUUUGCAGAGACUGUAGAUGCUUCGGAAAGCAUGGAGGCUGUAUUGGCCGCCUGUUCAGAGGAAAGUGAACAUGACUUCUGUCUCCAGCUUGUGAAGUUAAUGCUACAGUCCUCUGUCAUCACCUCUUCCUUAUUUGACAAGCUUAGCAUCUCCUCACAGAUUCUCUUACUCCACAUAGCUGGUGCCUGCGUUUCCUCCGAGUCACGACAGCAGCAUCCAGAGGCGGAUAAUGCCAUAUCUGAUUCAACACUAUCGUGCUUUGCCAAGAAGUUCAAAAGCACUGCUCACUGCAUCCUGGCCCUUGCCAUGAAAGAUCGUGAUGAAGAGGACCAGAAUCCUCAACUUGUGAUGUCUCUCUUGGAAGUUCUCUGUGCAGCAUCUGCUGAAACGGACCUUCAGCCAUUCCUACAGGACAUGGACUUUGUCCUGGAAACGAGUCUGGGGCUGCUAGAUAUGGUGGAGCAGGUGGGACGUAGCAGCGACAAUGCCUUCAGCGUCAGACAAGACGGCGCUGGAACUGGAGAUGACGCUUCUUUAGCUGCAGAGCCAGGAUACGGCUUCAAGAGAAACCUGGUGCAGCUCAUUGGGAAUAUGUGCUUCCGCCACAGAGGAAAUCAGGAUAGGGUUCGAGAACUGAAGGGAAUUCCUACCAUACUCCAGCAGUGUAACAUCGACAGCAAGAAUGCAUUCAUCAACCAAUGGGCCAUACUGGCCAUCCGUAAUCUUUGUGAGAACAAUCUUGAGAACCAGGCCUUUCUACUUUCUCUCAAGAGCCAAGGUGUUGCAGACAACGAAGCCUUGGGGAGGUUAGGAUAUGAAGCAGCCUUGAGGGAGGAUGGUCAAAUAUAUUUGAAAAAUUUGAAGAAGUAAACACUGCAGUCUAUCAGGGCAGCAUUUCACAAGCUGACAAACCAUUGAAUAGCAUGUAUUGAAUUUAACACUUUUAGAUAGGAUGUUCAGGCUUUCAUGAAAUGAUGCCUUGUAAUAAAUGUACAGGGGUAUGUUUCUAUGAAUACAGUUCAUUCUCCCACAGGUAACGUCUCAACAGAUCAUUUUCAUUUUGGUUUGUUUAAUAUGAUUGCUCCCUGUGUGUUUAUCUUUCACCCUUACUGCACUGGGCUGUGCAGAGGCUCUCCUGAUGGAUAGAGAAGGAGGUGGGCCAGGCUCAGAGGCCUGUCUGAUCUUUGCCACAUCAUGAACAAUCACAUAAUUCAUGUACAGUAAAGGAAAAUAUAUGCAUGAUAUUCUCUUCUAUUGAUAAUCGAAGAAAAGCUCUUGGAAAUCAUAUUCUUGUGCAAAUGUUCCAUUUAGCACAAACAUACACUGUGCAUGUAUGAAGAAAAACAUUGGGAUUUGUUUUCUGUUGUUUUACAAGUUGUUUUAGUUUGGCUGAGCAACGGUUUUAUCUAAAUCAAUAUGCUCAGAAAAUAGUUGAUAAUCAGAGUUAGAAAAGAAAAUAUAGUGACUUUCAUAAAAGGUAUGUACCUAUUGCUGAUGCACUCAAAACAAAGCGCUUCUCCAUUCUUGGGCCGACAUUACGCCACAGUGGUAGGUGCCAUUAAAAAGAGUUGAUAUACUAACAAAAAAAGGGAAGAUUUGAGACUAUAAGUCAGAAGUGGUUUGUUAUGAAAAACGGAAGUUCAGAUGAAAUAAAAUCAAUAUUUUUAACUUAAGAUACAUUACAGAAAUCAAUGACACAGUCUACUGUAAUGGAGACUGAUAAAGAGAGAAAUAAAUUUCAGAUUGAAAUGUA